AUGUUCUACGGCACGAACUUUGGCGUCGGGAAGUUCAUCUACCACUCAGUGAUACCAGUCACGUUGGGAAACAUUAUCGGCGGCGCAGGAAUGGCAGUUUACGUGCUGUGGUUUAUGUACGGUAGAGACGGCACGUUGGCCACGAAGGCUGGCCAAGUGUACGGCGGAGAGAAGGUGGCGCAUGGUGGAGGUGGUAGUCGAGGACCCGGUCGAUCCGUCGACGACGACGCUAGGAACGAGACUGGGACGCCCAGUGAUUAUCACAACGGUACAAGACCUAGAAGACGGGUGUCGGACAUAGUUUAA
This is a messenger RNA of Colletotrichum navitas, 306 nucleotides long. RefSeq lists its product as uncharacterized. The transcript has a single exon. NCBI's taxonomy places the organism in Eukaryota, Fungi, Ascomycota, Sordariomycetes, Glomerellales, Glomerellaceae. Bases 1 to 306 code for a protein of 101 amino acids. The record is from RefSeq and is a predicted model, not a curated record.